AUGUGGGUUCUGCCGUUGAUCGGCUACCUCGGCCUUGCCCUAGGCUUCCUCUUCCUCACCCUAGCCAUCGCCUCCGGCCUCUACUACCUCUCCGAAAUCGUCGAAGAGCACACCGUCGUCGCCAAAAAGAUCCUCACCCGCAUGAUCUACGCCGUCAUCGCCGCCCAGCUCCUCCUCGCCGUCGUCGACAAGUUCCCGUGGUCCCUCAGUGCCCUGAGCAUGGGCAGCCAUCUGGUCUACAUGCAGAAUUUGAGGCGCUUCCCGAUUGUCAAGCUGACCGAUCCGGUAUUCUUGGUCAGCUGUGUGCUGGUGUUGGCGAAUCACUGGUUGUGGUUCAGACAUUUUAGCGCGCCGCCGAAGUCGACGACGGGGAGGUACAAUUACUAUGAGCAGGCGGCACAGCCGUCGUUUACGGAGGUGGCGUCGUUCUUUGGGCUGAGCGUGUGGUUGGUGCCGUUCGCAUUGUUCGUCAGCUUGAGCGCUGGCGAGAACGUGCUGCCGUCCAUGGGCUCGGAAUACGCGACAGGGCAAGGGAGCAGCUUUGUUUCGCCUGGUAGGGAGCCGGCGGCGAAUGGGUACACGGGCCGGACGAGACAUAAGAGGAGUAAUACGCAGUCGGGAAUGGCGAAGGUUGCUGUGAACAACGUCAAGGACUUCAUAGGCGAAACGGGCGAAGUGAUGGGCUUCUGGAAAGGCGAGCGGGCACGGCCGACGUAUACGUGA
This is a messenger RNA of Saxophila tyrrhenica, 723 nucleotides long. RefSeq names its product erv26 superfamily protein (gene SVP26). Gene Ontology annotation, cellular component: Golgi membrane; endoplasmic reticulum membrane; COPII-coated ER to Golgi transport vesicle. NCBI's taxonomy places the organism in Eukaryota, Fungi, Ascomycota, Dothideomycetes, Mycosphaerellales, Extremaceae. The record is from RefSeq and is a predicted model, not a curated record. Gene Ontology annotation, biological process: endoplasmic reticulum to Golgi vesicle-mediated transport. Bases 1 to 723 code for a protein of 240 amino acids. Gene Ontology annotation, molecular function: COPII receptor activity. The transcript has 2 exons.